This is a messenger RNA of Aedes aegypti (yellow fever mosquito), 1131 nucleotides long. RefSeq names its product venom protease. Bases 74 to 1084 code for a protein of 336 amino acids. The record is from RefSeq and is a predicted model, not a curated record. Gene Ontology annotation, molecular function: serine-type endopeptidase activity. NCBI's taxonomy places the organism in Eukaryota, Metazoa, Arthropoda, Insecta, Diptera, Culicidae. The transcript is spliced from 4 exons. Gene Ontology annotation, biological process: proteolysis.
UUCAGUAUAAAAGAAGUAGUGUGAUUUCUCUGCCAUCAGUAGUGUAAGCAGAUCAGUAGUUUGUGGACUCAGUAUGGGAUCAGUCACGUUGCUUUUGGUGCUGCUUGGAAUUGCCGCUGUGCAUUCUAUUCCUGCUUCUGAUGGAGCGCGUUCAAGGCGUGAUAGUCCUUCGUUGCCGGAGCCUGGCGUAUGCGGUUUGAGUUUGGCAGAUCGCAUUGUAGGUGGAACUAGGACUGCCAUCAAUGCAUAUCCGUGGGCAUCCUUGCUGAUGGCCCAACAUAAGGAUGGUGGCCAAACAAUUCCAUUCUGUGGAGCCUCGUUGAUCUCGGACCGUUUCGUCCUCUCUGCAGCUCACUGUUUCCCCGAACCGUCCGAUAGUUUCAUAAUAGCAAAGGUUCGACUCGGUGAAUGGGAUAUUCUGAGCAAAAAAGAUUGCGAAGAAGAUUACUGUUCAGAUAAUCCGAUCGAUGCAACAGUCGAGAGCUUCGAGAUUCAUAAGGACUACUCGGGUGAACCGGAUUUCCACAAUGACAUUGCAUUGGUCAAACUCGCGAAUCCAGUCACCUUCACGGAGUUCAUUUCACCGGUUUGUCUUCCGGCGGCGGAGAAAUUUAGAACUAAAUCUAUUAGUGGACGAAAGUUUACCGCCGUUGGGUGGGGUGACAUCAAGUAUGAUGCUAAAAACCGAGAUGUUCAAAUUGGAAACCGAUACAAGUUUGAGGUCAAACUUCCUGGAGUGGGCUUGGAAUCGUGCCGCACAUCUUAUCCCAACCUGAAGGAUACGGAAAUGUGUGCUGGAAAGACCGGUAAGGACACUUGCCAGGGUGACUCCGGAGGUCCGCUAUCGAUUGCGGAGAAUGACGGAUACUGGUACCAGUAUGGCGUGGUCAGCUAUGGUUAUGGAUGCGGUUGGAGAGGUUAUCCUGGUGUUUAUACCCGAGUGACCAGUUUCAUACCGUGGAUUAAGGAUACAAUGAAAAAACUAAGCAAGACUACUGCAAAGCCAACUACCACCGAAAGCUCUUCAAUUUCAUCAGACUGGGAAUAUUUGAUCCAUAUACUUAAUAACAUAUAUGUUGACUGAGAAAAUGACUGUGCUAAGAAAUAAAAUAUUUAGUAAUAUUUGACAAA